AAAAUUCAGCAUAUAUUUUUGAAAAUUCGAAAAAAAAUAAUAUAAAAAUUAAAAAAUUCUCCAAUUGGAAUUUCACCAUAUCGACCAUUCCAUUCCAUUUCCCCCCAUCCCUCAAAAAAAAAAUCCAUUUGCCCCCUUUGCCUUGCCUCCCGCGUUAUCCGAAAUACCUGGCGAAGCACACACCUCACUCCGUCGAGAACCCGAAGCAGAACUACACCGCACCAAUGGCAGCGCGCCUCGCCGUCCAGGCUCCGUCCGCGAGCCUGCCACGGGCCGGGAACACGUCCCCUGGCCCCAAGCCGCCGCCGAGCAACAGCGUGCAGCAGAAGCCAGCCGCCACCAGCCGCAGGCUAGCGGCGGCGUCGGCGGCUGCGCUCGUGGCGUCCCGGCUGCUGGCGCCCGCGGCGAGCAGCGCCGCCGCCGGCGCCGGCGCGUUCGACCUGCGCAUCACGCUGCCGGAGCAGUCCAGCGAGGAGGCCGAGGCGGUGGUGCGGGUCCACGCGCGGAACCUGCUGCGGGUGAAGCCGCUCGCCGACGCCGGGGCGUGGCGGGAGCUGCAGGCGGCGCUGCGCGCCAGCGCGUCCAACCUCAAGCAGGACCUCUACGCCAUCAUCCAGGCGAGGCCCGCGGGGCAGCGCCCCGACCUCCGCAGGCUCUACUCCGACCUCUUCAACAGCGUCACCAGCAUGGACUACGCGGCCAGAGACAAGGACGAGGUCCACGUGCAGGAAUACUACAGCAAGAUGGCCUCUGCCCUCGAGGAAAUUUUCGCCAAGAUCAUGUAGUUGCUCAUGCGUUUAUCUAGGAUAGACGGAGAAUGGAUUUUUUACCCUCUUCAAAAAGAAGAAGAAAAAUUAGGAACUCACAUUCGCAUGCAGGGAGCAACAAAUGGCGACCGGCAAAAAGGCUUUCAUUCUUGCAAUGUAGCUAGUUUUGUUUUUAAGGUACUAUUUAGCUACUAGUUCUUGUGAACUUCCUCUGCUACAUCUAUUUACCCUAGCAUCUUAAGGAGGAACACAGAAGAAUCAUAGUUAUUUACAGGUGCAGCAAGUCCAGAAAAACUGCAGGUCCUGAAACCCUCGCUGUUCAGCCACCAAUGUUCAAGGCACCGUUCCAUGGAUGUGAGCAAAAUGAAGUAGUAGUUCUCCAUACGUUCCAUGGAUCUACGGAUAAAAGUCUGAAAGUCUGCUUAUACUGAAACCUGCUGGCAGUGGCCUACCAUCCUCUUGGUUCCUCCUUCAAAUUGCUGCUUCCAAGAAUUUGAUCCUAAGAGGGAACCAUAAAUUGGGUGUCAAGAACCACACAAGUGUAUUAUGAAGUUCAAGAAAAUUAAUGAAAGAACCUGACAUACAAGCUAAAA
This is a messenger RNA of Panicum virgatum (switchgrass), 1360 nucleotides long. Its product is annotated as psbQ-like protein 3, chloroplastic. Gene Ontology annotation, cellular component: photosystem II; chloroplast; photosystem II oxygen evolving complex. Gene Ontology annotation, biological process: photosynthetic electron transport chain; photosynthesis. NCBI's taxonomy places the organism in Eukaryota, Viridiplantae, Streptophyta, Magnoliopsida, Poales, Poaceae. The transcript is spliced from 2 exons. The record is from RefSeq and is a predicted model, not a curated record. Gene Ontology annotation, molecular function: calcium ion binding. The coding region runs from base 225 to 785 and encodes 186 amino acids.